ACAUUACUAUAUGGAUUUCUCUCUCUUGAUCCGCAUAAUAGACUCAUAUCCGGAAGAUAAACUUUUGACCUCUAGUAGGUCACUUCCGGUAGAAACCCAUGCUUGAUUCAGUUUCUCUUAUCUUGCGAAAGUGUUCGCAUCUCCGUGAAUUUAGACUCUUUUCAAAGUCUUUGGACUUAGAAAGUUACUUUAUUAGUUGAGUUUCGUUUUAUUCAACUUCUAUUGGAUUAUGGCGUCGAAUAAAUCGGCGGAAGAAGGAGAACUUGCCUCGGAUAGUGGUUCCGACGUGACAAACACGUCGUCGCACUCGCCUCGUGGAUCGAGUGAAAUUCCUCACCAUUCAAGGUCAAGUAAGAAGAAAAAGGGUAAAAAACAUUCUAAGUAUUAUGAAUUGAGUAGACGUUUUUCUGUUAUUGAAGACAUGUUACACAAAAUGUUAGAUAAAGAACAGUCUCGCCCUCGUGAGGGAAGUUCUAGGGACUUGACAAACAAGUCGACGGUUUCGGUACAAAAUUCGUCACAAAGACGAUUAUUUAGCGAUAAUGAAAGUGAUUUAGAAGAUCAAGUUUCUAUUAUGGCUCAUGGACAAAUUUCCCCACGUGAUUAUGACUCCGAAAAAUCGGACUGUGAGUUAGAAAAUUCUGCAAGUGCUCUUUCACAAAGAGAAGAACAUUUAUCAGACAUGCAAAAGAAAUGUCUCGUGGACAUGUUUGGGGAUGAUGCCCUGGUUAAGAAGAAUGAAAAAAAAAGAUGGUUUGGUGUUAGAUUCAUCACAAAUUGAAGUGUUAAAUAACAGUUACAGAUGUAAAGAGCCAAAUUUUCUGUCUGCCUUUUCUGAGGAAAAUUUUGAUCUUUUUCCUGUGGACAGUGAAUCAGAAAAAUGGUUACAGGUGCCUCCUCUUGAUUCUUUAGUUGAAUGUUGCUUAACUAAACGUUUUGGUAACAGAGCCUCUUUUGUUAAAAGUAAAGGCAGGACUUUAUUUACUCAGCCUUGUAAAAUGGUAGAAAAAAUUGCUUACAAAGGGCAACAAGCAGCUCGUCUAGGUUUAAUUAUACAGAUGUACAUCCAACAGAGCUUAGGUAAUUUUCUACAGUUUCUGGAAUCAGACGAUUUCAAUAAAGAGAAGGCAACCCAACAUGUUAAAGAUGUGUUUGCCAUGUCAACUAAGGCUCUUGACCAGUUAGGUCGUUCAGGGGCGUUCCACCAUGUUAUCAGAAGAUCGGUAGCUAUGACAGAUACUGCUCUUUUUGAGCAACCAGACAAUUUGGAAUUUUCUAAUUUACCUUUAACUGGUGAGGGUGUGUUUGGUGCCGGUUUAGAGUCUUUGUUAAAAGCUCGCAAAGAGAAAAAGAAACAGAUUGACGAUUUAAUUCCAGAUGUUAAAAGGUCUGGCUUUAAAAGGAAGUUCUCGGGUGCCCAACCAGAUUCGAGUAAAAGACCUACUCCAGAUAGAUUUUUUGACAGGCCGUCAGCUUCUACUUCUAAGUGGGAUAAUUUUCGUAUCCCAAGACUGUCAAGAGAUAAAACUGACAGCAGACCGCAGUCAUCAUAUAAGUCAAGGGGCAGUUUUGGUAGUUACCCAAGACGAUCAACAUCCUUUCCAGGUAGAGGAAAAUUGGCAAAAUCAGAUGGAAAAUGACUCUGAUGUCUGGAAAAAGCUCCAUUUGAACCUUUGAGAGAUGUACCAUUGAAGUAUUUAACAUGGAAAACCUGUUUUUUACUGGCUAUAACAACUUUUAGACGUUGCAGCGAUCUACAGUCUUUACAAUUAGGUGAAGGCUCU
Ruditapes philippinarum (Manila clam) is the source of this 1784-nucleotide messenger RNA. RefSeq lists its product as uncharacterized. The record is from RefSeq and is a predicted model, not a curated record. Lineage: Eukaryota; Metazoa; Mollusca; Bivalvia; Venerida; Veneridae. The transcript is spliced from 2 exons. Bases 717 to 1640 code for a protein of 307 amino acids.